Acinonyx jubatus (cheetah) is the source of this 1760-nucleotide messenger RNA. It is a transcript of the gene TMEM250, whose product is annotated as transmembrane protein 250. NCBI's taxonomy places the organism in Eukaryota, Metazoa, Chordata, Mammalia, Carnivora, Felidae. The transcript is spliced from 2 exons. The record is from RefSeq and is a predicted model, not a curated record. Bases 373 to 861 code for a protein of 162 amino acids.
GGCGCCGGAGGACCGUGCGUGGGGGCGGCGGCGGGCGCGUCCCCGCGACGAGCAGGGAGCGGGCGGGGACCCUGCGGACGAGGCCGGGCCGAGGCGAGCCGCGCGGAGCCGCCCGGAGGCGCGGGACCAGGUUCUGGCCAAGCCUGCGGGAAGGGCUGGACGCGCCGGGCCGCCGCCUCCGCGGCCCUCAGCGCGGACCCCGGGUCCCCGCGGCAGGGCCCCUGUGUGAUGUGUCUCCCGAGCCCGCAACCAACCUGGCCGCCCUGGUCUCACACGUCCUGUACUUGCAUGUUUUUCCACCCACAAGUUAUUUAGGCGACCUGCCACCGCCUCCCCCAGGGCUCAGCUGCUGGCUUCCAGGCCUAGGUGCCCAUGACGCCUAUGCUGACCACUGCCCGGACACCACCGCUGCCACAAGCUAGCACCACCGCCCAGGCCCCAAUGCCGGUCAUGCCCAUCCCGCGGCGGGUGCGCUCCUUCCACGGCCCGCACACCACCUGCCUGCACGCAGCCUGCGGGCCGGCGCGCACCUCCCGCCUGGCGCGCACUAAGUACAACAACUUCGACGUCUACAUCCGGGCGCGCUGGCUCUACGGCUUCAUCCGCUUCCUGCUCUACUUUAGCUGCAGCCUGUUCACGGCCACGCUGUGGGGCGCGCUGGCCGCCCUCUUCUGCCUGCAGUACCUGGGCGUGCGCGUCCUGCUGCGCUUCCAGCUCAAGCUGUCGGUGCUGCUGCUGCUGCUUGGCCGCCGGCGCGUCGACUUCCGCCUCCUGAACGAGCUGCUCAUCUACGGGAUCCGAGUAACCGUGCUGCUGGUUGGGGGCCUGGGCUGGUGCUUCAUGGUCUUCGUGGACAUGUGAGGGGCAGCGGCGGGCCUGGCUCUGGGGUUUCUCUGGCCCGACCGGUGGCAGUGGGUGCGCCUGUGGCCGUGUUCUCCUCGACGGGGUAGGUCAGGUCCUUGUUCUUCCCGAGCCGGCUCACGGAUGGGGGUCGGCCGAGGCGUCCGCCCCGCUGCCAGCACGUGGGGGAGGGGGGCUGAGGCUGCGCGGCGAAGGGGACACCGGUGCCCCCUCUGCUGCCGGAUUUCCGCCCCGAUCUUCCUGGUGUGCCCGUGUCGGUACAGCGCCGGUGGCCGCCAGCCUGUACUUCCAGCCCCCGCGCUGCCAGGGUGGGCCCCGUUGGCCUCAUCUGCCCCGGGGGAGCCUGUGUGUCCCUGCUGCCUGUCCGGCACACAGGCGUGGGCCGGGGUGUGCGAGUUCUUCCUGGCCAGCCGCCGGCCCCCUUCCCGCGAACCCCCAGUCCCUGCCCCAGCCUCAGGGGAGCGUCGGGCUCAGCGUGCUGAGGUCCCACACUGCCACGAGGCUGUUCCCUCUGCCCUGGGCCACCGAAUCCGGGCACGGCUCGCACACUCUGCGUCUGCGACCCUGAGAGGCGUAGGGGGUCCUGCGUCCCAGGCCAGGCUUCAGGGUCUUGUUGGUUUGCUUAGAUGCAGUCUGGUGGGGGUGCGGGCGGCCUUGGCAGCUUCCCUAGAUCAGGGGCCGGCCCAGGGCAGUGCUGGGUGCAGGGCAGGCCCGUCUUCUUCGGCCGGUUUGUUGACGUCAGGUUGGAUGCCACAGCCUCUUCAAGUGUGGAUUUCUGAGGAGGCAGCUUCACUCCCUCCUUGCUGGGGGAGGGGCUCUGGCUUCUCUUCCUCGGAGGGGUGGCUGGAAGGGAACCACACGUGCACGGAGCUGACGUCAGAGGUCUCGAGGAGGUGCAG